Messenger RNA from Rubroshorea leprosula, 2183 nucleotides. The record is from the annotation of a GenBank genome assembly. Lineage: Eukaryota; Viridiplantae; Streptophyta; Magnoliopsida; Malvales; Dipterocarpaceae.
AAACUAAUGCCUGAGAAGAAGCAGCAGCUGCCAUGGAUAUCCCAGAGAUCUCUUCAUCCUUGCCUUUUAUUAGAUUACUUUCCAUUCUCUACCCUCUGAUCCUUUCAUGUAAGGUGCUUGCCUGCAAUCCUAAUGACCUAACGGCCCUUAGAGGCUUAGCUGGUUGUUUGGAAUCAGAUAUUGGCGGCUGGAAUGUCUCUAACUACGAUUGCUGCUCUUGGACUGGUGUCACUUGUGCUAACUCCACCAGCUCAAGCCUGAGGGUUGUUGGGCUAGAGCUCGGGAGCAACCGGCUUUAUGGAACUGUCUGCGAGUCAUUGUUGGGUUUGGAUGAGCUGAAAACCUUGAAUCUAUCCAACAAUUUUCUUCAGGGUUCACCUACCAGAUUUUUUCUGUUUCAGAAUCUGGAAAUUCUUGACCUGUCUAGCAAUGACUUCGCGGGUUCCCUCUCGGCUAGCAUCUGGUUACCCUCAAUUACUUCCUUUAACAUUUCACACAAUCAUUUUUCAGGUUCUCUCAAUUUUUCCCUUUGUGACAUCUCAACCAACAUCCAAGUUCUUGAUGUUUCAAACAACAAUUUCAAUGGAGAAGCUUUAACCUUUUUCCAGAACUGUACUUCCCUGCAGAAUGUUUCUUUCAACGGAAACAGUCUUUCCGGGGCUUUACCGGCGAAUCUUCUCCAAUUACAAAACCUUCAACGACUUCAUCUUCAGGAUAAUCAAUUCUCCGGCCAACUGGAUGAUAGAAUCGGCAACCUCUCUAGUCUUGUUGAGCUAGAUGUCUCCAACAACAACUUCACCGGAAACAUCCCGGAUAUGUUCGGUAGCCUAGGAAAGCUCGAAUACUUUACUGCAACUUCAAACAAAUUCAGCGGUAAGUUGCCCAAUUCUCUAGUAAAUUCCCCUUCCCUGGUAAAGGUUGUUCUUUCAAGGAACCUCCUGUCUGGUCCGAUCAAUUUCAACUGUUCCUCCAUGGUUCGUCUCUCCACCCUCAACCUUGUCGGUAAUAAUUUCUCUGGUCCACUCCCGGACAGCUUAUUCUCUUGCAAGACCUUGACAGCAUUCAAUCUCGCAAGAAACAAUAUCGGCGGUGAGAUCCCAAACAACUUCAGAAAUCUCCAGGCACUGAAAUACCUAUCCCUCUCCAACACCAGCAUCAGCAACAUAUCCUUGGCUCUUCAGAUCCUGCAGAACUGCAAAAAUUUAACCAUGUUGAUCCUCGCCCAUAACUUUGAUCAAGAAGAAAUGCCAGACAAUUUGGAUCUUCAAUUCAAAAGCCUGAAAGCACUGACUUUAACUAAACUGCAGAGCCUAAUUUACAACAAUGUCUCAGUGGAGAGAUUAGUUCCCGAGUUUCCUCUGGUCAAAACGAGACAGAAUGUUUCAGGGCUGCAGUAUAUUGCAAUUGACAGUCUACCACCGACUCUCGAUCUCAGCAACAACAGACUGACCGGCCCAAUCUUGCCGAGUCUCGGAGAUUUAAGGCAGCUACAUGUUCUAGACCUGUCUCAUAACCAAUUCUUCGGAACCAUUCCAGGUAGCUUGUCUGGAAUGAAAAGCUUGGAGACGUUGGAGCUGGCAUAUAACAAGUUCUCCGGUGAAAUACCUCAAUCAUUAGUACAACUCAGCUUUUUAUCCAAAUUCAGUGUAGCUUUCAAUCAACUGUCUGGGGAGAUCCCCACCGGAGGACAGUUUAUGACGUUUCCGGGUUCAAGCUUUGAAGGGAACUCGGGUCUCUGCGGGACGAACUUAAAGCCCUGCAACGUUGGACGGACUCCAUCUCCACCUCCCCCUCCUCCUCAGCCUGGCAGUUCCGACGAUGACAAAAUGGAAAUUUUCGGUCUCAAUUUUGCAAUCGGGGUUGUUUCCGGUUUUCUGGCUUCGGCUCCCUGUUGCUUCACUUGUCUGUUUAAGCUUCCUCGGAGGCAUGGAAAUUGAAAUGUGGGAUAUCACUCUGACACCAGAUAGGAGAAACAGGUAUUCUGAUGAAAAUAAAGCUGAUGUUAGGCAGGAUAGAUUAGCGUACAAUAAUGAGUACUUUUAAGUAGAAAGUAUAUUUGGUCAUGCAUGCGACCUUAAAUGUUUUCCUCAGCCAUAACAUGUAAAUCUUAAUGUUCAUGUCAUCCAAAAGAUCUUAAUGUUGGUCAUGCACGUAUGUAUUGGCAAUAAUUUAUAAUUUUAUUG